AUGAACUUUCUGCUCUCCUGGGUGCACUGGAUCCUGGCCUUGCUGCUCUACCUCCACCAUGCCAAGUGGUCCCAGGCAGCGCCCAUGGCGGAAGGAGAGCAGAAACCGCGUGAAGUGGUGAAGUUCAUGGAUGUCUACAAGCGUAGCUACUGCCGUCCGAUUGAGACGCUGGUGGACAUCUUCCAGGAGUACCCCGAUGAGAUCGAGUACAUCUUCAAGCCGUCCUGUGUGCCCCUGAUGCGCUGUGGGGGCUGCUGUAAUGACGAGAGUCUGGAGUGUGUGCCCACCGAGGAGUUCAACAUCACCAUGCAGGUGGGUCCCUGUAGGAGUGGGGCAGGGGCAUAGGGAGGGGUGUUGGACUUUGGCGUAGGGGAUCAAGCCAUUUUCUGGGACAUUUUGAGUAGGACAUCUUGACUCGCCCUGCCCAGCCCCUGCCUGCGUUGGGCUGGGAUGGGGAAGUGUGUGGGGUCUGAGCUGAUUUGCAAAGAAGACACCUGCAUUUCCAUGAAGUCCAGCCGCCUGCCUUCUCCCUGGCCUUUGCUUCUAGAAGGUUCAGGAGGAGCCUGAUCCUGACACAAAGGCCCUUCUCCUCCCUGGAGAGAUCUCAGGGCCUCUGUGGUCAGAGAUGGGGGCAGGGGGUGUUUGGGAAGCUGGAGGGACCUGUUUGGGUGCUAUCUGGUUAUGGGUGCAUCUUAGCCCAGCCAGGGUGAGAGUGAGGGGUCAGUUCUGAGGUGUGGGGUGGGUGGCUCUUGCAGAGGGAUCAGGGUGAGCUGAGCAGGGGUGACAAGAGGGAAGGGGUGGGGAUGGUAAGAACCACGACCCGAAUUCCCAGCCUGGCCAACCCUCGAAGCCACACCUCCCUCAAGAGGAGCAGGGGCUCCUUGAGGCCAGCAGGGUUGGGGGAGCCUGGUGGCCUUGGCUCUCUUCUACCAGAGCCCUGGUCCCCGGCCUCCAUCACCCAUCCCUGCUCUUAGAACCCCUGGGCACCAAGUGACAGGAGCCCCGGGUGUCCCAUCUGGGUAUGGCUGGCUGGGUCACUGACCUCUGGUCUGCUUCCUUCCUGCAGAUCAUGCGGAUCAAGCCCCACCAGGGGCAGCACAUCGGGGAGAUGAGUUUUCUCCAGCAUAGCAAGUGUGACUGCAGACCAAAGAAAGAAAAAGCAAGGCAAGAAAAAAAAUCAAUUCGAGGAAAGGGAAAGGGGCAAAAACGAAAGCGCAAGAAAUCCCGUCCCUGUGGGCCUUGCUCAGAGCGGAGAAAGCAUUUGUUUGUACAAGAUCCGCAGACGUGUAAAUGCUCCUGCAGAAACACAGACUCGCGUUGCAAGGCGAGGCAGCUUGAGUUAAACGAACGUACCUGCAGAUGUGACAAGCCAAGGCGGUGAGCCCGGCUGGAGGAAGGAGCCUCCCUCGGGGUUUCGGGAAGUGGAUCUCUCACCAGGGAAGAUGGAUGCAGAACAACCGAGACUCACCAUGCCGCUGCCACACACCAUCACAUCAACAGAACAGUCCUUAAUCCAGAAGCCUGAAAUGAAGGAGGAGGAGACUGCGCAGAGCACUUUGGGUCCGGAGGGCGAGGCUCCGGCAGAAGCAUUCCCGGGCGGGUGACCAAGCACGGUCCCUCUUGGAAUUGGAUUUGUCAUUUUUAUUUUUCUUGCUGCUAAAUCGCCGAGCCCGGAAGAUUAGAGAGUUUUAUUUCUGGGAUUCCUGUAGACACACCCACCCACAUACAU
This is a messenger RNA of Octodon degus (degu), 1729 nucleotides long. It is a transcript of the gene Vegfa, whose product is annotated as vascular endothelial growth factor A. Gene Ontology annotation, cellular component: membrane. The coding region runs from base 1022 to 1381 and encodes 119 amino acids. Gene Ontology annotation, molecular function: chemoattractant activity; heparin binding; growth factor activity. The transcript has 7 exons. Gene Ontology annotation, biological process: positive regulation of endothelial cell proliferation; vascular endothelial growth factor receptor signaling pathway; positive regulation of mast cell chemotaxis. NCBI's taxonomy places the organism in Eukaryota, Metazoa, Chordata, Mammalia, Rodentia, Octodontidae. The record is from RefSeq and is a predicted model, not a curated record.